Molecule: messenger RNA, 4458 nt
Organism: Sebastes umbrosus (honeycomb rockfish)
Lineage: Eukaryota; Metazoa; Chordata; Actinopteri; Perciformes; Sebastidae
Gene: card14
Product: caspase recruitment domain family, member 14
Biological process (GO): regulation of apoptotic process
Molecular function (GO): protein binding
Source: RefSeq, a predicted model, not a curated record
UGUUCCUGUCAGCGGUGGGGUAUGUGUGUUUGCUUUACUGUGAUUAGGAAUUAUUAAGGCGAACUCGCAUGUGGUCUACCGUUUCUGUGUCAGUGAGAGGCUUUGUUCAUUUACGCCAUAUGCUGUGGCUUGAGUCCGUUCAACAAACAAACCUGGCUCACUCAUUGAUAAAACGAGGCAGAGGUUUAUGAUGUGAUUAGAUAUUGAAUUAGCUGCAGAAAGCAAACACACGUUAGAAAGCCACUGAGUGUAUGAAUGGAAGAGACGUACUGUAUGUGUGGCUCACUUGACUAAUGUUUUUUUAGUGAGUAUCUGAGAUGUGAUUGUGUGUAAGAGCCUGUGUUUCAGCUCUGUUUGCACCUCUGUGUGUUUGUGCCGACAUUCAUCGGGUCGGCCCCUUGCUGCGCUGCAUCACAGAGGUCUUGUCUUACAGGUUUUCCUACACGCCCACACAUAAAACACACACACAUGCUUUGACACAAACACCCACAGGGCGUGGAAAGCCUGGCUCUUUUAAUAAUGCUUUUCUGCUGCUUCCAGUAAGACUGCUGUUCUGUGUGCUCCCAGUAAUGAAAAGUAUUUGUGAUAAGUGUCCUUGCAGCUUGUGUUCCCUCCGUCUGCUGUAGCCGUGCCUAUCGUCACAGCGGCAGGCAACCAUCUCUCUCUUGAACACACGUAACGCACUCAGGAUGGCAGGGGAGUGUGUUCCUGAGGGUCCAGACCUGGGAGAGAUGGGCGAGGAGGAACUGUGGGAACUGAUUAACGACAACCGCCACCGGAUCUCCUUGGGGGUGCGUCCGUGCAUCUUGAUCCCGUACCUGAGGCAGGCCAGGGUGCUCACCGAGAUGGACGAGGACGAGAUCGUCUCCUGCCACAACCUCACCAACCGCAGCAUGAGAACCAGCUAUAUGCUGGAUCUGCUGAGCACCCAGGGGAGGAAUGGUGCUGUGGCAUUGCUGGAGAGCCUGAUGAUCCACUACCCCACCCUGUACACACAAGUCACAGGACGCAAACCCAGCACGGAGCCUUCCAGAUUCAGUGGCCUGAUAAAGUACUCCGAGCUGACAGAGUAUCUGGUCCGAGCAGUAACGGGGAUGCAGAAGGAGCUCCAGGAGGCGCGUUGCGAGGCUAGCAAAAAAAGUGCACGCUGCGCCUCCCUGGAGUUGGAGAUCAGGCAGAUAAUGGAGCUGGAGGAGAAGUCAACAUGCCUUCAGUGAAAUGAACGCAUGCGGAGGCUCAUGUGCUCUUUGCAACAUGAUGUCACCAAGCUGAAGGACGAGAAGUGUGACUUGUACAUGCGCUACACGGCAGCCAUCGAGGAGAAAUCAGCUGUGAACAAGCACCUCCAUGACCUCAACCUGCAGAUGUAUCAGCUGCAGACUGAGUUGCAGAAAGCACAACUGGAGAACGAGUUCCAGAAGCAGCACUCGCUCAGGUGUGCCUCUCCUGCUGCGACGCCGCAACUGCAAGAAGAAGUCAGGAGUCUGCGCUGCCAGCUGGUGAAGGCGGAAAAACUGGACCCGGCUCGUCAGGACAUCCUGGCCCAGGACCUGGCUGAGGCCAUAGACAGCCAGGUGGAGCUUGCAGAGCAGCUCAGGUGUUACAGAGAGGAGAACGAACAGCUGCUCAGAGAGAAGAAAGGGCUCCUGGAUCAGAACGAGUGCCUGAGCCUCCAGGUGCAACAGCUGACCCUGGACUGUAACACGCACCAGCAGAAGAGCACUGUGAUCCACAACCAGAUGAAAGAGCUGCAGCAGAGAGAUCAGGCGUACCUGUCACGAGACGAGGCCCAGGCCAUGAUCGCCCGGACCCUGGCUGAGAAGGACACCCUGAGGUGUCAGCUGGUGGAGCUCCAAGAGCAGGUCUUCAGUCUGCAGGCCAAGCGCAGCCCCAGAGAACAACAACAACGGCGGAGUUGUGAUGAGACGGGGGUGGACUGGGGGAGCCCGAGUUCCAGCUUUGAAGAAUCCCCACUACCCCCACCCAGAAUGCCCACUAGACGUAGACUUUGCCGCAUGGAUGCAGUCAAUCCCAUGUCAAAUAGUUCCUGUAAUUUAGAGUGUGAAGAUGCUGUGAUAAAUAGUGUCCGAUCCCGAAACGCAGAGCCCCCCAGUCCAGAGUCUCUCCGCAGAAGGGAGGAAGCUCUUUAUGCAGACAGCAGCUCGAAAACAGUGGAGACUGAAUCUCUCUUGGACGACUUUGUUUUUAUCCCCAGUGAGGGGAGCGACAAGCAGACGCCCAGGCUUUCCUCUUCUAAUGGCUCCAGCACUGAUGGCAUGUCCAGAACCUCAGUCCCUCCCUUCCUGAUGCGAUCUCGUCAGAAAGCAAUUCGCGUCAACGGCCGUGUUCUCAGCAUCUCCCUCCAGGGGGAGGCGCUGCUCGGACAGCUGGUAGUGCUGGGGGGCAAUAACGGAGUGUUUGUGCACCAGGUGACAGAAGGGACCGCUGCCCAUACUGUCGGCAUCAGCCCCGGGGCACAGAUAGUGGAGGUGAAGUACGAGCAGAACCAGAAGGCUCUGAGGAUGGUGCUGGAAGAUUCCACUCUAGAGGAAGCUAUGUGGGCUCUUGGCCAGGUCACAGGGCUCUGUCACCUCUCCCUCCGGCCCAGGCAAGAUGACUACGAGGCGCUGCUGCAGCAGCUGCAGAGCAGCGAGACGUCAUCCGGAGACUCCUUCUACGUACGUGUCAACAUGUCUCUCCCUGCUGGCCCCAACGGAACCCUGGCCGUGUCCUGCAACGACAUCCUUCACGUAACCAACACGCGACCCGCUGGCACCGAGGACUCGUGGUGCGCCAGCCAAGUUCACCCCUGUCGGCUGCUGGACCUCCAGAGUGGAAACGUACCCAACUAUUACAGGGCACAGCGACUUCUGAUUCAUGCAAUUGAAGACUUGAGCUUUCAAACAAAGAAGUCUCAAAAGGUUGGGCGUCUGGUGGCCCAGAAUAAGCAGAAGGCAGUGAGGAUUGUCGGCACCGUGCGCCAGGGCAGGAACCCACUGUGGGUCAGCGUGGAGGAUGAAAAGACCAAGAGUGCAGAACCAGGUGAUACAUCUGCACCCAAAAGUUGUCUAACCCUGAUGCCCUACAGCCUGGUCACCCCCCACUUCCCACCCGUCUGCAGGCCUGUCCUGCUGUUGCCCACCAUCCUGGGACACAUCCUGGACAAGAAGCUGGCAGACUGGCAGGGCUUCCAGCUCUGUGAGGCUGAGGUGCUGAGCUCCAGCGAGCAUGCAGCCCAGCUGCAGAGGUCCGAGAUCCUGGAGGAGUGUGAGCAGGGAAGAAGCUGCUGCUACACCCUGCAGGGUGUCGAGAAAGUCAUGAAGAAGGGGAUUCACUGUGUGCUGCCGUUGGGGCUGGACUGCGUGCGCCGGCUGCACCGGGCCGAGAUCUUCCCUAUUAUCAUCUUCAUCGGCCAGUCUGCACGUAGUGCUCGGAAACUGAGGUCCAAGUUGCAGCGCAACAGCCAGUCGGAGGAGCGUCUGUUGGCGUGUUCGAGGAGCGAGGAGACGCUGCUGGACAAGCUGCCGUGUCUGUAUCACAGCGUGGCUCCGGACUCGUGGUGUGACCAGGCCUCGCUGCUGACCAGCCUGCGCACCAUCAUCUGGGAGGAGCAGCAGAAGAUCGUCUGGGUGGAGCCGGACCUUCGAUAGAACAGAGGAUAGAGCUGAAAAAUAUCUUAGAAAAAAUAUUCAAAUAAUAGGAAUUUCUCAAGGGGCUUAACAUGAUGUUGAGAAUAUAUUUAGCUUUACAAUAAAUUUGUAAACAUGAGUAUGUAUCUAUGAUACUUAUGAGUAAAAGGACUCUCAUAAAGUGCUAUAUACUGUACUUUUAAAGUGUAUGAAUCAUUAUUUACUGUGAACAUUUUCUGCUUUGUGUCGCCCCCCUUUUUGAGGCGUUUGUUUAAAGCAACCACUGGUGUGAGGUGUCUACUAAAAACAUCAUUCAAACAAACUGUAAUGUCUUGUAUGUACUGUAUCUCUACAAUAUGUUGUAGGUCAUUUCCCACUAUGGGGGAUUUUCUGUUAAUGCUCUGGAUCUGUCAGCUCUUGUGCUUAAUCAGAAUGCUACAGUCUGUGGUCAUUUUGAUUUUUUACUUCAAUUACUGUAGUAGGAGACAGGAUUGUUAUUAGCAGGAAAAAAGAAGAUGAAUUGUCGUGGAGUCUACAUCCCGAGAGAUCUGUAUCCUGUGUGUCGGGUUCAUGACCGGGAUGUUGCUGCAGUUAUUCUUUUAAGGAGAUCCUCUCUUUUUCCUUCUCUUCUUCUCCUCUCUGGUGCCGCCCAGCACCCAUACACAUGAUGACUUUUACUGUCAGCUUUUCACAAACUGUUCUUGCCGUCCCUCUGAAUUUCUGUAGAAGUUUUGUUGGCAGAUUCUGUAAUGGUUUGUUUUAUUUUAUCAUUUUGUUUCCAAUGUGUAUCACUGUACACAUUAAUAAAAAAAUGUAGCAAUAUUCAAUA